Molecule: messenger RNA, 4430 nt
Organism: Epinephelus fuscoguttatus (brown-marbled grouper)
Lineage: Eukaryota; Metazoa; Chordata; Actinopteri; Perciformes; Serranidae
Gene: grna
Product: granulin a
Exons: 30
Coding region: 264-4262 (1332 amino acids)
Cellular component (GO): extracellular region
Source: RefSeq, a predicted model, not a curated record
AAACAGCUCAGCAGGAGCAACUCUACAACUUUAUCAGCCUAAUUUAAUUUAAAGAAAUGCUGAGUUAAUGUAAAGGACCAGGAGAGGCGCUGCAGGGUAUUCAGGCAAAGUGGGAACCUAUCUCUCUCUCUCUAUCUCUCCUCCUUCUCCUCUCUGUCUGACUCUCUUAUUUUAGAGGCGUGUUCAAGACAAAGCAGGUCUAUCAUCUGUGUCCUUUGGUGAGCAGACACUUCUGAAACACAGCUCCUCAGUCUUUGAGCAAGAUGCAGAGGUGGGUUGUGAUCUGUUGUGCUCUCCUGGCUCUGGUUGGUGCUGACGAGUGUCCAGAUGGAGGGAGAUGUAAAGACGGUCAAACCUGCUGCUAUGACCCAGCCAAUGGCUAUGAAUGCUGCCCAUUUGCUCAGGCUGAGUGCUGUGGGGAUCACAUGCAUUGCUGUCCUGAGGGAACAGUCUGCGAUACAGCCACGUCCAGCUGUCUGAACUCUACUGGGUCCAUCCCCUGGGUGGAAAGAGUCUCUGCUGAUCAGCCACGACACUCUAAAUCCUUCAGGAUGAUCAAGACACACAUGGGGGAGGAUGACGACAACAUCUGUCCCGAUUGGUCACGAUGCCCACCUGAGUUUUCCUGUCUAAAGGCCUUGACAAGGUUUGGCUGCUGUCCCCUAGCUCAGGGAGUCCCCUGCUCUGAUGGGAAACACUGCUGUCCUGAGGGCCAUCAGUGCAGCGCAGACAGCCGCUCCUGCAUCGAAAAAGAGCUUGUGACCACAGUUCUGUGCAGUGACGGAAUAUCAGAGUGUCCAGAUGAAACCACCUGCUGUGAAACCCCAGAGGGAAAGUGGGGAUGCUGUCCCCUGCCAAAGGCUGUGUGCUGUGAGGAUAAGACACACUGCUGUCCUGAAGACAGUACCUGUGAUGUGGAACAGUCCAAAUGUAUUUCAUUAUCUACCAAAAAACAAACGCCAAUGUGGGCCAAACUCCCUGCCAGGAUAAGAGCAGACUGGGAGAACCAGAAAGAAGGUGAAAAAGUCACUGCAGAGACUGCUGUUGAUGGUGGCUCAGAAAAAACCCCUAAGGUCACCACAGUAAAUGAAGUUCCUCCUUCACAGAAUGAAGUGUCUGUGUCAACCACCACAAAGGCAGCUGCAGGCAACGAUAUCCCCUGCGAUGAUACAGUAGCCUGUGAAGAUGGUACCACAUGCUGUAAAACCAAAGAGGGUGGCUGGGCUUGCUGUCCUCUGCCAGAGGCUGUUUGUUGUGAAGAUAUGCUUCACUGCUGCCCAAAAGGUAAGAAAUGUAACCUGGUCGCCCAGACCUGCGAUGACGACACAUGCUCUGUGCCGUGGGUCCAGAAGGUACCCACAAUCCCCAGACAGGAUGCACAGGUGGGGGAUGUUACGUGUGACUCCACCUACAGUUGUCCUGAUGGAUCCACCUGCUGCAAGACCACAACAGGAGAGUGGGCCUGCUGUCCUCUGCCUGAGGCGGUCUGUUGUGAAGACCACGUGCACUGCUGCCCUACUGGCACCACCUGUAACCUGGCAGAAGAAACCUGUGAUGGCGCCUCAGGUUCAACGCCCAUGGAGCAGAAGAUACCUGCUUUUGCUACGGCAGCACCCACUACAGUGGCCCCCAUGACCCAAGAUCAGGCAACAAGCUCAAAGCAAGACGAGAAGAAGGAGCCUGAGACAGAGGAGGUAACAAAAGCAGAGAACAAUGAUGACGACGAUGAUGAGGAGAAUAAAGAGGUGGGGAGCAUUCAGUGUGACCCCCACACCAGCUGCCCUCAGUCUGCUACUUGCUGCUUCAUGACCUCGUCUCAAAAGUGGGGCUGUUGCCCACUGCCACAGGCUGUGUGCUGCACUGAUGGGAACCACUGCUGUCCCAACCAGUACAAGUGCGACGAGAGCCAAACCUCGUGCAUCAAAGGGGAAGUGGUGAUCCCCUGGUACACUAAGCUUCCAGCCACCAUCAGCAACGAGGCUGACCCCAGCUCUGUGCAGUGCGAAGAGCAGACCCAGUGUCCCGAACACACCACCUGCUGCCAGCUGCCGACAGGCGACUGGGGCUGCUGCCCGCUGCCAAAUGCUGUGUGCUGCCCAGAUAAGGAGCACUGCUGCCCACAGGGUUACACCUGUAACAUGGCCUCAAACUCUUGCCAGAAGGUCAUCAUGCUGCAGCUGGAGACUGUGCCACUAAUACCAGUGUAUCAAGUCGAGCAUCAACCCCCGCCCAAUCCCUCAGAGCACAAAGACGUCCAGUGUGAUGAACAGACCAGCUGUCCAGAUGGAAACACCUGCUGCAGGACCUCCACUACUACAUGGGGCUGCUGUCCAAUGCCUAAUGCGGUGUGCUGCAGCGACAUGUUGCACUGCUGUCCAGCUGGCUACACCUGCACCGACAUUGGAGACUGCGAGCAGGGCACCAGGCCCCACUGGCGGGACUGGCACGUGUUCCUUGGAAACAAAAAGAGAGCUCUACUUUUGUACACUUCAGAAACACCUGACUGCUUACAUCAGCCCUUCAAGAUGCAGAGGUGGUUCGUGAUCUGUUGGGCUCUCCUGGCAUUGGUUGGUGCUGACGAGUGUCCAGAUGGAGGAAGCUGUAAAGACGGUCAAACCUGCUGCAAUGACCCAGCCAACGGCUAUGAAUGCUGCCCAUUUGCUCAGGCUGAGUGCUGUGGGGAUCACAUGCAUUGCUGUCCUGCGGGAGCAGUCUGCGAUAUAGCCACGUCCAGCUGUCUAAUCUCUACUGGGUCCAUCCCCUGGGUGGAAAGAGUCUCUGCUGAUCAGCCACGACACUCUAAAUCCUUCAGGAUGAUCAUGGCUUACAAGGGGGAAGAAGACGGCAACAUAUGUCCUGAUCAGUCACAAUGCCCACCUGAGUUUUCCUGUCUAAAGACCUUGACAAGGUUUGGCUGCUGUCCCCUAGCUCAGGGAGUCCCCUGCUCUGAUGGGAAACACUGCUGUCCUGAAAACCAUCAGUGCAGUGCAAACAGUCGCUCCUGCAUCAAAAAAGAGCUUGUGACCAGCGUUAUCUGUGGCGACGGAGUUACAGAGUGUCCAUCUGGAAACACCUGCUGUAAAAGUGCAUCAGGAUCAUGGGGAUGCUGUCCUCUGCCACAGGCUCUGUGCUGCACUGAUGGGAUCCACUGCUGUCCAUCCAACUACAAGUGUGAGGGGACCACCUGCCUUCCAGCCACCACCAGCAUCAAGGCUGAUCCCAGCUUGUUGGUGAAAGAGCUUGAGACCAACAUUAUCUGUGGCGACGGAGUUACAGAGUGUCCAUCUGGAAACACCUGCUGUGAAAGUGCAUCAGGAUCAUGGGGAUGCUGUCCUCUGCCACAGGCUCUGUGCUGCACUGAUGGGAUCCACUGCUGUCCAUCCAACUACAAGUGUGAGGGGACCACCUGCAUCAGAGGGGACGUGGUGAUCCCUGCGUACACCAAGCUUCCAGCCACCACCAGCAUCAAGGCUGAUCCCAGCUUGUUGGUGAAAGAGCUUGAGACCAACAUUAUCUGUGGCGACGGAGUUACAGAGUGUCCAUCUGGAAACACCUGCUGUGAAAGUGCAUCAGGAUCAUGGGGAUGCUGUCCUCUGCCACAGGCUCUGUGCUGCACUGAUGGGAUCCACUGCUGUCCAUCCAACUACAAGUGUGAGGGGACCACCUGCACCAGAGGGGACGUGGUGAUCCCUGCGUACACCAAGCUUCCAGCCACCACCAGCAUCAAGGCUGAUCCCAGCUUGUUGGUGAAAGAGCUUGAGACCAACAUUAUCUGUGGCGACGGAGUUACAGAGUGUCCAUCUGGAAACACCUGCUGUGAAAGUGCAUCAGGAUCAUGGGGAUGCUGUCCUCUGCCACAGGCUCUGUGCUGCACUGAUGGGAUUCACUGCUGUCCAUCCAACUACAAGUGUGAGGGGACCACCUGCAUCAGAGGGGACGUGGUGAUCCCUGCGUACACCAAGCUUCCAGCCACCACCAGCAUCAAGGCUGAUCCCAGCUUGUUGGUGAAAGAGCUUGAGACCAACAUUAUCUGUGGCGACGGAGUUACAGAGUGUCCAUCUGGAAACACCUGCUGUGAAACUGGAUCAGGAGUAUGGGGAUGCUGUCCUCUGCCACAGGCGGUGUGCUGCAGCAACAUGUUGCACUGCUGUCCCUAUGGCUACACCUGCACAGACACUGGACACUGCAUUCGGGAGAGCAGGCUCCACUGGCAGAACUGGCAGUUGACUCGUGCCAACAAAAAGAGAGCUCCACUUUUGUGAAAACAUCUCCCCCCUGCAUGUGUCAUGUGUUUCUGCGUGCAAUGUAUUAAUGGAAAAUAAUGUCAGAGGGAUUGAAUGAUAUUGAUACUUUGAUUUUUAUUCUUAGUGAAAGGAUGAAGGGUAUCUGUGAAACUGAAUUGCACCUGGGGGUACGGUAUUCUGUGAUCU